AUGUCUUCCUCUCUCGACCAGCUCAAGGCCACCGGUACCGUAAGUCCCCAUCCAUGCUCGAGGUACAGCCUCUGGGAUCGGCAUUUGAAAGGAGAACGAAGCUGAUUGAGGCUCCGCUACUGAACAGACCGUCGUCUGCGACUCUGGUGACUUCGCCACCAUUGGCAAAUACAAGCCUCAAGAUGCCACCACCAACCCAUCCUUGAUCCUCGCCGCCUCCAAGAAGCCCGAGUACGCCAAGCUCAUCGACGAUGCGGUCGAGUACGGAAAGAAGCACGGUAGCACCGAGGAUGAGAAGGUCGACGCCACUCUUGACAAUCUGCUUGUGCAGUUCGGAAAGGAGAUCUUGAAGAUUGUCCCAGGCAAGGUUUCCACCGAGGUCGACGCAAAAUUUUCCUUCGACAAGAAGGCCUCCAUCGAGAAGGCUCUCCACAUCAUCGAAGUGAGUCAACACGAGCUAGCACAUGAAUGGGCACGAUCAAGAGACUGACAACUGCAACAGCUGUACAAGGACCAGGGCAUUGACAAGUCUCGCGUCCUCAUCAAGCUAGCGUCGACAUGGGAGGGUAUCCAGGCCGCCCACGAGCUCCAGACUAAGCACGGCAUCAACUGCAACCUGACCCUCAUGUUCUCCCUGGUCCAGGCCAUUGCAGCUGCUGAGGCCGGUGCCUUCCUCAUCUCCCCAUUCGUCGGCCGUAUCCUCGACUGGUACAAGGCCAACACCAAGCAGGAGUACGCCAAGGAGAACGACCCUGGUGUCAAGUCCGUACAGCAGAUCUUCAACUACUACAAGAAGUUUGGCUACAAGACCAUCGUCAUGGGAGCUUCCUUCCGAAACAUUGGCGAGAUCACGGAGCUCGCCGGCUGCGACUACCUGACCAUUGCGCCCAACCUCCUGGAGCAGCUCUACAACAGCCAAGAUCCCGUCCCCCAGAAGCUCAAGUCCGAGGACGCAUCAGCGCUCAACAUUGAGAAGAAGAGCUACCUCAACGACGAGGCUGCCUUCCGCUUCGACUUCAACGAGGACACCAUGGCGGUGCACAAGCUGUCCGAAGGUAUCAGCAAGUUUGCCGCCGAUGCCGUCACACUCAAGGACAUUUUGAAGCAGAAGAUUGGAGCAUAA
Lecanosticta acicola is the source of this 1123-nucleotide messenger RNA. The record is from the annotation of a GenBank genome assembly. Lineage: Eukaryota; Fungi; Ascomycota; Dothideomycetes; Mycosphaerellales; Mycosphaerellaceae.